GCUGAAGGAGGACUGACAGAGCUGCCACCUUGCUGGAGAGGCUGCAAGACAGAGCAAAGCAUCAUUUUCUUGGCUCCAGUGAAUGUGUGAAGACUCAGAGGAAGUCUCAUCUUGCAUGCAGGGAAUUGUGAUUUGCAUUAGAACAGACCCUUCAUCAUCAACCAGGGCCGGCCUUUAAUCAGAGGUUUAACUUAAAUUUACUUGACUAAAUCCACGUCUAGCAUGGGUACAAGAGGCCUUCUAGGCUGCCUCUUCAUCACUGCUUUGCUCAGCUCCUCACAUGCUGGGCUUGUGAAGAAAAUCCUCCGGCAUCGACGGCAGACUCUGAUUCCCUCUGAUGAACAUAACAUCAGCCUCCCCAGUGCGGAUCAUCCGGUAGUUUUUAACCACGUCUACAACAUCAACGUCCCGGCCAGCUCUCUGUGCUCUGUGAACCUGGACGCCCCAGAGAGCACGCAGCUGCUGCCCAAAGACGCUCCGUCCUCUCUGAGCCAUCAAGCCACUGAGCACACAGUAGAUGGGGAGAACCAGAUCGUAUUCACCCAUCGUAUCAACAUACCACGGCGGGCUUGUGGAUGUACAGAUGACAUGCCGGGCCUGAAAGACCUCAUGAGUCGGCUGGAGAUGUUAGAAGGAGAAAUUUCAGCGUUAAGGGAUCAGUGCAGCAGUGGUGACGGGGGCUGCUGCAGUGCACAGGCUACAGGUGAUGUGGGAACGAAACCUUACUGCAACGGUCAUGGAAACUACAGCACUGAAAUCUGUGGCUGCGUGUGUGAGCCGGGCUGGAAAGGACCCAACUGCACUGAGACCGACUGCCCCAACAACUGCCAGAACCGAGGCCGCUGCGUGGAUGGAAAAUGUGUGUGCUUCAAAGGCUUCAGCGGAGAGAACUGCACACUCGAAGUCUGCCCCGUGGACUGUGGAGAACAAGGCCAGUGCGUGGGCGGUGUUUGCAUCUGCCUGGAUGGUUACUUCGGCGAGAACUGCUCUCAAACAAAGUGCCUCAACAACUGCCAAGGCCGCGGCCGCUGUGUGGAGGGAGAAUGUGUGUGUGAAGAACCUUGGACCGGCCCAGACUGCACUGAACUCAUCUGCCCUAAAGACUGCUACGACCGUGGACGAUGUGUGAACGGCACCUGCUACUGUGACAGCGGAUACACCGGGGAAGACUGUGGGGAAAGAACCUGUACAAACAACUGCAACGGUAACGGUUUCUGCGUGGACGGCCGCUGUGUCUGCAUAGCUGGCUUCAGUGGCGAAGACUGCGCACAGCUCACCUGCAUUAACGAUUGUAACGGCAGAGGAACGUGUUUCAACGGGGUUUGCAUCUGUGACCUGGGGUACCAAGGUGAAGACUGCAGCCAGUUAGCAUGUCUGAAUAACUGCAACCACAGAGGUCAGUGCAUAAACGGUCAGUGCUCCUGUGAUGUUGGCUUCGUUGGAGAUGACUGCUCUGAGCUUUCCUGUCCAAACAACUGCCUGAACAGAGGCAGGUGUGUUAACGGACAGUGCGUCUGUGAAGAAGGCUUCGCCGGCGAGGACUGCAGCAUCAGAACCUGCCCUUCAAACUGCUACGGCCGCGGCGAGUGCGUUGACGGACUUUGUGUGUGCCAUACAGGCUACACAGGUAAUGACUGCGGGGAACUGAGCUGCCCAAAUAACUGCCAGAACCGCGGGCGCUGCAUCGACGGACAGUGCGUCUGUGACGAAGGCUUCAGCGGGGAGGACUGCAGUCGGAAAGCAUGUCCGAAUGACUGCCUGGGCCGGGGUUACUGCGUCGACGGGAGGUGCGACUGUCAAGAAGGCUACUCAGGAGAUGACUGCUCUGUGCUCACAUGCCCGGCCAACUGCAACAACAGGGGGCGCUGCGUCAAAGGAAAGUGUAGGUGUGAGAGUGGAUACGAAGGAGAGAGCUGCUCAGAGCUAAGCUGUCUCAACAACUGCCAGGACCGAGGUCGCUGUGAGAACGGUCGGUGCGUCUGCGAUGAGGGAUAUAUCGGAGAGGACUGCUCAGAAGUGUCUCCUCCAAAGGACCUGACAGUCGGCGAGGUCACCAGUGAAACUGUGGACCUGGCCUGGAACAAUGAGAUGUUAGUGACGGAGUACCUGGUGACGUAUGUGCCCACUCAGCCCGGUGGUCUUCUGCAGGAGUUCACUGUGUCAGGAGACAAAACUGCUGCCACUGUGAAGGAGCUGGAACCUGGACUUGAGUACUUAAUCAGCGUCUACGCCGUUCUGAGCAACAAGAAGAGCGUUCCUGUUAGCGUCAGGGUCGCCACAGCUCUUCCACAGCCUGAGGGUGUAAUAUUCAAAUCAGUGAGAGAGACAUCAGUGGAGGUGGUGUGGGACCAGCUGGACUUCCCCUUUGAUGGCUGGGAGAUCUAUUUCCGCAACAUGAAAGAGGAAAAUGGAAAAAUCUUGAGCACUCUACCAUCCUCCAAAACCCAGUUUGUCCAGUCAGGCCUUGGACCAGGACAGGAGUACGAAGUCUCCAUCAACAUCCUCAAGAACAACACCAGAGGACCCCAGACAUCCAGAAGAAUCACAACCAAGAUAGACAGCCCAGGACAGGUGGAGGUGAAGGACAUCACAGACUCCUCUGCUCUGAUUGGUUGGUCACAGCCAGUGGCUCCUGUGGAAGGAAUCACCUUGUUAUUCGGGCCUGUCUCCGACCCCUCUGAUGAAACCCACGUGGAGGUUCCUCCUCUAGACAAACAGUUCAGCAUUGACGGUCUGAGGCCAGAUACUGAGUACAAAGUGUCGCUUAUUUCCUGGAGUGGAAGCAACAGCAGUGACCCCGUCACAACCACGUUUAUUACAGCUCUGGAUGCCCCCAAGGACUUGCAAGUCGUUUCCCAGACAGACGACAGCAUCUCUCUGGAGUGGAUGAACAGUCGCGCUGAUGUUGGCAGCUAUCGAGUGAAAUACAGCCCCCUCUCUGGAGCGAGUCAUGGCGAGGAUCUGUUCCCACGAGGACCGGGAGACACAACAAAAGCUACUAUCAGUGGGCUGAAUCCAGGAACGGAGUAUGGGAUUGGUGUGACGGCUGUGAAGAAUGAGAGAGAGAGCCUACCCACUACAACUAAUGCAGCAACUGACAUCGACCCUCCUAAAGAAUUUGAGCAAGUCGAGUCCACAGAGACGUCACUCACUGUGAGGUGGCAGAAACCCCAGGCCAAGGUCAGCACCUACAGGCUGCUGUAUGCCUCCUUAGACGGGCUGGUGUUGGAGGAGGAGAUCCCGGCCUCGGUGACAAGCCACGUCCUGACCAACCUGAGUCCUGGGAUGAGCUACACCCUGACUUUGGCUGCAGAGAGGGGCCACAAGAGGAGCUCACCUGUCACUCUGUCUGCAACCACAGCACCACAGCCUACCUCUCCAGAUGUGCUAACGCUGAGAAUCAAAAAUGUCCCAACAACCCCACAACCAGCUCUGGAUACCCAACAAACUCAAACCCCAGAACCCAUAAAUCCUGAGGCCACUUCCACAACCAGGACUGCUCCUACUUCAGAGGCUUCUCCCACUUCUGAUUCUAACGUAACGAUCUCUGAGGCUGAGCCUGAAAGCUCAGUCCUGGACAAACUGGGAAACCUCACAGUCAAUGUUUCCUCCACCAGUGUAAGCCUGGCGUGGUCAGCGCCCGAUGAGGCGUAUGAAAGCUUUUUGGUGGAAGUUAUUACUCGGUCAGAGGGGACAAAAACUCAUGUGAUGUCACUACCAGGAAACAUGACGAAGGCUGAGAUCGAGGGUUUGUCCCCUUCAACACAGUAUAAUAUAACGUUACAUGGGCUGGUGGAAGGAAAGAGAUCUUUUCCUCUAAAAGCUUUUACCACUACAGAGGAGCUGAAGCCCAUGGUGGUGAACCUCACCAUCUCUGACAUUACAUGGGACGGCUUCACUGCGUCCUGGACCCCCGUCGAUGGGGAGUUCGAGAGCUUUGUCAUUGAGGUAACAAACCUGGAGAAUUUCGCAGAGAGCCAGAACCUCACUGUGUCCGGAGACGCUCUCAGCCUGGGCAUCUCCGGGCUCAAUCCCAACACCAGCUACAUGGUUGGCCUGUUUGGGAUGCAUGAGGGCUCCUUCCUUGAACCACUGUACACUGAAGCCAUCACAGAGGCUGAGCCGGAGGUGGAGCAUCUCUUUGUCUCGGACAUCACAGCCGACAGUUUCCGUCUGUCGUGGACAGCCGAUGACGACCUUUUCGACCGGUUUGUGAUCAAAAUCAGAGACAGCAAAAGAUUAGCCCAUCCUCAGGAGUACAGUGUCAGUGGAGAUGAGCGCACCAAGGUUUUAACCCGACUCAUGGGUGGCACCGAGUAUGAAAUCGAGCUUUAUGGUGUCACUCUGGACCACCGCUCCCAGCCUAUAACUGGGGUAGCACAGACAGGCCUGAGCACUCCAAAGGGACUUCACUUCUCUGAUGUGACCGAUUCCUCUGCUGUGGUCCACUGGUCCAUGCCUCGCUCCCCAGUAGAUGGCUUCAGGAUCACAUACUUACCCUUUGAGGGAGGGAGCCCGAUGAUGCUGACUGUAGACGGAGGCAUCUUCCAGGCUAUGCUACCUAAUAUGGUCCCCGGUAAAGUUUACCAGGUGACUGUGAGUGCAGUGAAAGGUCUGGAGGAGAGUGAGCCCAGCACUGACACCGUGACCACAGGUCUGGACAAACCUCAGGGUCUGAUGGCGGUAAAUGUCACCGACACGUCAGCUCUGCUGCUGUGGCAGCCAUCCGUGGCGACCGUCGAUGGCUACGUCAUCACCUACAGCAUGGAUUCAGUGUCCCCCAUGGUGGAGCAUGUGUCUGGGAACAUUGUGGAGUUUGAGAUGGACUCAUUGUUUCCAGGAACACACUACACAGUCGGAGUGCAUGCAAUGAAAGAAGCCCUGAAGAGUGACUCAGCCAUGACUGAGUUCACCACAGAUGUGGACCCUCCCCGUGAUCUCACUGCUAUCAACAUCCAAACUGACAGCGCAACUCUAACAUGGAAACCUCCGCAGGCUGCCGUCACUGGUUACACACUCACCUUUACCUCUGCUGAUGGAACUAUCCGGGAGGUGGUGCUCAGCCCAACGGCGUCCUCCUACAACAUGGCUCAGCUGACCGGCUCCACAGAGUACAACGUCAGAUUACAGGCCAUCGCAGGAGCUCAGAGGAGUCGUCACGUCAGCACCGUCUUCACCACCAUUGGACAGCUGUACAGACGCCCUAAGGACUGUGCUCAGAUUCUGCUGAACGGAGAGACAACGUCGGGUCUGUAUACCAUCUAUGUGGGGGGAGAGGAGACGCUGCCCAUCCAGGUGUACUGUGACAUGACCACGGAUGGUGGAGGAUGGCUGGUUUUCCUCCGACGCCAGAAUGGAAAAGUGGAUUUCUACAGGAACUGGAAGAACUACACGGCUGGCUUUGGGAACAUGAAUAACGAGUUCUGGCUGGGUCUCUCCAACCUCCAUAAAAUCACGAACUCUGGACAUUACGAGCUGCGUGUGGACUUACGCGAUAAAGGGGAGUCGGCCUACGCUCAGUAUGACAAGUUGACCAUCGCAGAGCCGAGAACACGUUAUAAACUCUACAUCGGAGCAUACAGUGGAACAGCAGGUGACUCCAUGACUUACCACCAGGGUCGACCUUUCUCCACCUACGACAACGAUAAUGAUAUCGCUGUCACAAACUGCGCCUUGUCUUACAAAGGCGCCUUCUGGUAUAAAAACUGUCAUCGGGUCAACCUCAUGGGGAAAUAUGGGGACAAUAGUCACAGUAAGGGGAUCAACUGGUUCCACUGGAAAGGCCACGAGCACUCGAUUGAAUUUGCAGAGAUGAAGCUCAGACCGGCCAACUUCAGGAAUUUCGAGAGCAGAAAAAAGCGAUCAUAGACUCGUGAGCCCCCUCCCCCGUUCGCACCUCAGCUCCACACAAACUCCCUCUAAACUUCUGUGUUCCCUCAUCUUUAAAUCACUCUCGAAAAUUCACACAAACAACGACAAUCACACUGAAUGUAAUUCAGUUCUGGCUGUGAAAAACAAACCCGGUCACAUUACACCAAAGAAUUAAAUAAUUACAGUAGCUGUUUUUGUGUUUUUGGCGUCCCAAUCAGGCGCUGGUGUAUGAGUGAUAAUAAAGAAAGAAGUGCGAGGUUUCAGGGGCAUGAAUGGACAUAAAUAAAGGGUUUUGGACCAUAAACAUGAGAAUUUAAUGUAAAAUUAUGUAAAUGAAUCCAAUCAGUUACAUGUCAAAGGCACAUAGUAAGAGACGUCACAUCUAUUCAGUGUUGAACAUCAACUCCUCCAUUUUAAACUGAGCUAUUAAAAAAGAUAAAUUAUACAAAAAUAAGACAUUUUAAUGAAAACAAAGAACUCUAUAAAAUGUCAUGUAUAUUUACUGUAAAACCAAGAGAUCGAUUGAAUUGAGUUCAUAUUUAAAUUGUGCUUUACUUAUUUUGAUAGAAAAAUAAACUCUGAAUGAUG
This is a messenger RNA of Cheilinus undulatus (humphead wrasse), 6459 nucleotides long. RefSeq names its product tenascin-like. Bases 223 to 5868 code for a protein of 1881 amino acids. Lineage: Eukaryota; Metazoa; Chordata; Actinopteri; Labriformes; Labridae. The record is from RefSeq and is a predicted model, not a curated record. The transcript has 24 exons. Gene Ontology annotation, molecular function: protein binding.